Messenger RNA from Gymnogyps californianus (California condor), 1968 nucleotides. It is a transcript of the gene LBR, whose product is annotated as lamin B receptor. Gene Ontology annotation, cellular component: nuclear inner membrane. Lineage: Eukaryota; Metazoa; Chordata; Aves; Accipitriformes; Cathartidae. The record is from RefSeq and is a predicted model, not a curated record. The coding region runs from base 36 to 1898 and encodes 620 amino acids. The transcript has 14 exons. Gene Ontology annotation, biological process: sterol biosynthetic process. Gene Ontology annotation, molecular function: oxidoreductase activity, acting on the CH-CH group of donors, NAD or NADP as acceptor.
GGCUGUUCAGUCGAGCCAAGCUUGAACGGUGGUAGAUGAUUCCACCAUUAUGGAGGGAUUCCUUUUGGAAAAUGCCAAACCGGAGGUUUGCUGAUGGCGAGGUGGUGAUGGGCCGUUGGCCAGGAAGUGUCCUGUACUAUGAAGUACAAGUGACUAGUUACGAUGAUGUUUCUCAUCUUUAUACUGUUAAGUACAAAGAUGGGACUGAACUUGCACUGAAAGAAAGUGAUAUAAGGUCACAAUCAUCAUUCAAGCACAGGAAGAGCCAGUCCUCUUCAAGUUCUCCCUCCAGAAGAAGUACUAGCAGAUCUCGAUCUAGAUCUCCUGGUCGGCCAGCAAAAGGCAGACGUCGUUCUUCUUCCCAAAGCAGAGAACAUAAAGAUGACAAAAAGAAAACCAUUCAGGAAACCAACUUAGCUCUACUGAAACCGAAUGAGAAUAACACCAGAAGGUACAAUGGUGAACCUGACAGUACAGAAAGAAAUGACACAUCCUGCAUAAUCUUGGAGCAAAAGUUGAAACCAGACCUGGAAAUAGAGCGUGUGCUUGAACAGUACAGCUUGCGUCCAAGAAAAGAAGAGAAGAAAAAAGAAGAGAUAUAUUCGGAGAAAAAGAUUUUUGAGACAAUAAAAACAAUUGAGAAAGCAUCAUCAAAAACAAAGGAGCUAGAGUUUGGUGGAAGAAUUGGGACCUUCAUGUUGAUAUUUUUCCUGCCUGCUACUGUAUUCUACUUGCUGUUGAUGUGCAAACAAGAUGACCCCAGUCUUAUGAACUUCCCUCCUCCUCUCCCAGCACUUGAAAGUCUUUGGGAGGCUAGGGUGUUUGGUGUUUUUCUUCUGUGGUUUUUCCUUCAAGCUCUGUUUUACUUACUGCCAAUUGGAAAGGUUGUAGAAGGCCUGCCUCUUUCAAAUGGAAGAAAACUGCAGUACCGGAUAAAUGGGUUUUAUGCUUUUAUGUUGACUGCUGCAGCUAUUGGAACUUUAUUGUACUUUCAGUUUGAACUUCAUUAUUUGUAUGAUCACUUCAUGCAGUUUGCAGUGUCAGCUGCAGCUUUUUCUGUGGGGUUGAGCAUUUAUCUAUAUAUUCGGUCCCUGAAAGCUCCCGAGGAAGAACUAGCACCAGGUGGAAAUUCUGGGUAUUUUGUUUAUGAUUUUUUUACUGGACAUGAAUUAAACCCUCGUAUUGGCAGUUUUGACCUCAAAUACUUCUGUGAGUUGCGUCCAGGAUUAAUUGGCUGGGUUGUUAUAAACUUGGCAAUGCUCUUGGCUGAGAUGAAGAUCCACAAUCAAAGUAUGCCAUCUUUGUCAAUGAUACUUGUAAACAGCUUUCAGCUUCUGUAUGUGGUGGAUGCUCUUUGGAAUGAGGAAGCUGUUUUGACUACAAUGGAUAUUACCCAUGAUGGAUUUGGAUUCAUGCUAGCAUUUGGAGAUUUGGUGUGGGUUCCAUUUGUCUACAGUCUUCAGGCCUUCUAUUUAGUUGGUCAUCCUACUGCAAUUUCUUGGCCUGUUGCUGCUGCAAUUACUAUUCUGAACUGUGUUGGGUAUUACAUAUUCCGUAGUGCAAAUUCUCAGAAAAAUAAUUUCCGAAGGAAUCCAGCGGAUCCCAAAUUGGCCUAUCUGAAAUUUAUACCCACUGCAACUGGAAAAGGGCUUCUUGUCACGGGUUGGUGGGGUUUUGUUCGUCACCCUAAUUAUCUUGGUGACAUCAUCAUGGCUCUAGCAUGGUCCCUACCCUGUGGUUUUAAUCACAUUCUACCAUAUUUCUACGUGAUAUAUUUCAUCUGCUUGCUUGUUCAUCGAGAAGCUCGUGAUGAACAUUAUUGUAAGCAAAAAUAUGGCUUGGCAUGGGAAAGGUAUUGUCAGCGUGUACCAUACCGCAUAUUUCCUUACAUCUACUAGAGCACUCCAGAUGCCUGAUCUCAAAUUAUUUCUAAAGUUAGUUUCUUUGCAAAUAAAAAUAUACCUCUUA